AUGUCAAAAGCUAUUGGUAUUGAUUUAGGUACUACUUACUCCUGUGUCGCUCACUUCACCAACGACAGAGUGGAGAUCAUCGCGAACGACCAAGGUAACAGAACUACGCCGUCGUAUGUGGCCUUCACAGACACUGAGCGUCUAAUCGGUGAUGCUGCCAAGAACCAAGCAGCUAUAAACCCAGCGAACACUGUGUUUGACGCCAAGAGAUUGAUUGGUCGUCGUUUCGAUGAUCCAGAAGUGGUCAACGACGCUAAACACUUCCCUUUCAAGGUUGUGAACAAAGAGGGUAAGCCUUUCAUUCAGGUUGAAUAUAAGGGCGAAACCAAGGUGUUUAGUCCUGAAGAAAUUUCGUCCAUGGUUUUGGGCAAGAUGAAGGAAACUGCUGAGGGAUACUUGGGUACUAAUGUGACCGAUGCUGUGGUCACCGUUCCCGCAUACUUCAACGACUCUCAAAGACAGGCUACCAAGGAUGCCGGUACGAUCGCUGGUUUGAACGUGCUGCGUAUCAUCAACGAGCCUACUGCAGCAGCCAUUGCUUACGGUCUAGAUAAGAAGGGCCAAAGCGAACACAACGUCCUAAUCUUCGACUUGGGUGGUGGUACUUUCGAUGUCUCCUUGCUAUCCAUCGACGACGGUAUUUUCGAAGUCAAGGCCACUGCCGGUAACACUCACUUGGGUGGUGAAGAUUUCGACAACAGAUUGGUUACCCACUUGGCCAACGAAUUUAAGAGGAAGAACAAGAAGGACUUGACCGGUAACCAGAGAUCUUUGAGAAGAUUGAGAACUGCCGCCGAAAGAGCUAAGAGAGCCCUAUCAUCUUCAGCCCAGACUUCAAUUGAAAUCGACUCAUUAUACGAGGGUGUCGACUUUUACACAUCCCUAACAAGAGCUAGAUUCGAAGAAUUGUGUGCUGACCUGUUCAGAUCCACAUUAGAGCCAGUGGAGAAGGUUUUGAGAGAUGCAAAGUUGGACAAGACUCAAAUUGAUGAAAUCGUCCUAGUUGGUGGUUCCACCAGAAUUCCAAAAGUUCAAAAGCUCGUCUCAGACUUCUUCAAUGGUAAGGAACCAAACAGAUCUAUCAACCCUGAUGAAGCUGUUGCCUACGGUGCUGCAGUCCAAGCUGCCAUCUUAACUGGUGACCAAUCCUCUAAGACGCAAGAUUUGCUAUUGCUAGAUGUUGCACCAUUGUCGUUGGGUAUUGAAACUGCAGGUGGUAUCAUGACGAAGUUGAUUCCCAGAAACUCCACUAUUCCAACGAAGAAAUCAGAAGUUUUCUCCACUUACGCUGAUAACCAACCAGGUGUGUUGAUUCAGGUAUACGAAGGUGAAAGAACCAGAACAAAGGAUAACAACUUGUUGGGUAAGUUCGAGCUAUCUGGUAUCCCACCAGCUCCUAGAGGUGUCCCACAAAUCGAGGUCACCUUUGAUUUGGAUGCAAACGGUAUCUUAAAUGUGUCUGCUGUUGAGAAAGGUACUGGUAAAUCAAGUAAGAUUACGAUUACCAACGACAAAGGUAGAUUGUCCAAGGACGAAAUUGAAAGAAUGGUGUCUGAAGCUGAGAAAUUCAAGGCUGAAGAUGAAAAAGAAGCAGAGCGUAUUCAAACCAAGAAUGGCUUGGAAGCUUACGCUUUCAACUUGAAGAAUACCAUCAACGAAGCCAGCUUCAAGGAGAAGGUUGGAGAAGAUGAGUAUAAGAAAUUGCAAACCUCUACUGAGGAAACUAUCAGCUGGUUGGAUGCCUCGCAAGCUGCCUCUACCGAAGAAUACAAGGAUAAACAAAAGGAAUUGGAAGACAUUGCGAACCCAAUCAUGACUAAGUUCUACCAAUCUGGUGGUGCCCCAGGUGCCGGUGCUGCUCCAGGUGGUUUCCCAGGUGCCGCUCCAGGUGCUGGCGCAGCUCCAGGCGCAGACUCUGGUCCAACUGUCGAAGAAGUCGACUAA
Molecule: messenger RNA, 1944 nt
Organism: Lachancea fermentati
Lineage: Eukaryota; Fungi; Ascomycota; Saccharomycetes; Saccharomycetales; Saccharomycetaceae
Source: the annotation of a GenBank genome assembly